CCACAGCGUAGGAAGUAACGGGCGCAGAGUGCACGCGGGCAAUUCGGCUACGGUGUAGCAGCGUAUAUGGAAGAAUAGCUGUGUGAACUUGCCGUUUUGGACAAAACCACAUUUUGGAUUAAUUGGUUGCUCUUGGAAAUGCUGAAGCCCGGAGACCCGAGUGGCUCUGCUUUUUUGAAAGUGGACCCAACUUACAUUCAGCACUGGCAGCAGCUCUUCCCUCAAGCACAACUGAAGAACGGCGCCCUCGCGCAGCUCCAGCCACCGGAGCGAGUCACGAUCCCGGUGGAGAGCUUGCGACAGCGGCCGAACCUCAUCUCCGUAUCGUCCUCCUCGGGUCUCACUCCGUCCUCCACAUCCUCACACUCCUCUUGUACGCCCUCAGCAGUGUCUUCGUUGGCAGGCUUAUCGCAACUCUCUGUACCACAAACUGCACUUUUUGGACAAACUUUGUGCACUGACCUGGUAGUGUCAGAUAGCAGCACACAAUCCAAGGAACUCUGCUUUUCGUCGAACUUCAAGAAUGACAAAAGCUCAAAGUUCAAACUGACCUCGGAGGAGUUAGACUACUACCUUUACGGACAACAGAGAAUGGAAAUAAUUCCAUUGAACAAUCACGCCGGCGACCAGACAAACCGCUGUGAUAUGUGUGCGGAUAACCGGAAUGGAGAGUGCCCCAUGCAUGGCCCCCUGCACUCGCUGCGGCGCUUGGUGGGCACCAGCAGCGCCUCGUCCACGGUGCCCCCGCCAGACGUGCCCGAGUGGCUGCGGGACCUGCCGCGGGAGGUGUGCCUCUGCACCAGCACCGUGCCCGGCCUCGGCUACGGCAUCUGCGCCGCCCAGCGCAUCCCACAGGGCACCUGGAUCGGGCCCUUCCAGGGCGUCCCCCUCCUGCUGGACAAGGUGCAGUCGGGAGCCGUGAGGAACACGCGGCAUCUGUGGGAGAUCUAUGACCAGGAGGGGACACUACAGCACUUUAUUGAUGGCAAUGAGCCAAGCAAGUCCAGUUGGAUGCGGUAUAUUCGCUGUGCCAGGCACUGUGGGGAGCAGAAUAUGAUGGUGGUUCAGUACAGGUCGUGUAUUUUCUAUCAAGCCUGCAUGGACAUCCCUCGAGGGACGGAGCUGCUGGUGUGGUACAACGACAGCUACACCUCCUUCUUUGGCAUCCCCCUCCAGUGCAUCGCACAGGACGAGAACCUAAACGUCCCAGCCACUGUCAUCGAGGCAAUGUCCCGGCAGGAGAGUCUCCAGCCCUUCAGUAAGGGUGGGAAGGGGGGAUCCUCCGGCGUCCUGCUGCGCUCCAUGGUCUUCCCCCACUCGCCCUGCCCGCGAGGCUUCUCUCUGAUGGACAAGGGAGGCCCAGCUGACUCCGGCUACAACCAGAUGGGCUCCAAGAACCAGCGCGUGCUGGCCAGCCCCACCUCCACCAGCCAGCUGAGCUCCGAGUUCAGCGACUGGCAUCUGUGGAAGUGUGGCCAGUGCUUCAAGACCUUCACCCAGCGCAUACUACUGCAGAUGCACGUGUGCCCACAGAACCCAGACAGACCAUACCAGUGUGGCCACUGCUCACAGUCCUUCUCCCAGCCGUCGGAGCUGCGGAACCACGUGGUCACACACUCAAGCGACCGGCCCUUCAAGUGUGGCUACUGUGGCCGAGCCUUCGCUGGAGCAACUACACUCAACAACCACAUCCGCACACACACUGGGGAGAAGCCAUUCAAGUGCGAGCGCUGCGACCGGAGCUUCACACAGGCCACGCAGCUGAGCAGACACCAGCGGAUGCCCAACGAGUGCAAGCCCAUCAGUGAGAGCAGCGAAUCAAUCGAGGUGGAUUAGCUGAUUGACUGGCCGGAA
Messenger RNA from Sardina pilchardus (European sardine), 1854 nucleotides. RefSeq names its product PR domain containing 6 (gene prdm6). The record is from RefSeq and is a predicted model, not a curated record. Gene Ontology annotation, biological process: regulation of transcription by RNA polymerase II. The coding region runs from base 139 to 1836 and encodes 565 amino acids. Lineage: Eukaryota; Metazoa; Chordata; Actinopteri; Clupeiformes; Clupeidae. Gene Ontology annotation, cellular component: nucleus. The transcript has 8 exons. Gene Ontology annotation, molecular function: RNA polymerase II transcription regulatory region sequence-specific DNA binding; protein binding; histone methyltransferase activity.